Molecule: messenger RNA, 467 nt
Organism: Staurois parvus
Lineage: Eukaryota; Metazoa; Chordata; Amphibia; Anura; Ranidae
Source: the annotation of a GenBank genome assembly
AGGAGAUGACCAGAGACUGUGGACACAGUACAGGGGAUGACCAGAGACUGUGGACACAGUACAGGAGAUGACCAGAGACUGCAGACAGUACAGGAGAUGACCAGAGACUAUGGACAUAGUACAGGGGGAGGUGACCAGAGACUGCGGACAUAGUACAGGAGAUGACCAGGGACUGCAGACAGUACAGGAGAUGACCAGAGACUACAGACAUAGUACAGGGGAUGACCAGAGACUGCAGACAGUACAGGAGAUGACCAGAGACUACUGGGACACAGUACAGGAGAUGACCAGAGACUACAGACACAGUACAGGAGAUGACCAGAGACUGCAGACAUAGUACAGGAGAUGACCAGAGACUACGGACACAGUACAGGAGAUGACCAGAGACUGCAGACAUAGUACAGGAGAUGACCAGAGACUGCGGACACAGUACAGGAGAUGACCAGAGACUACAGACACGGUACAGG